Penicillium nucicola is the source of this 1557-nucleotide messenger RNA. Its product is annotated as cytochrome P450. The record is from RefSeq and is a predicted model, not a curated record. The coding region runs from base 1 to 1557 and encodes 518 amino acids. The transcript is spliced from 4 exons. Lineage: Eukaryota; Fungi; Ascomycota; Eurotiomycetes; Eurotiales; Aspergillaceae. Gene Ontology annotation, molecular function: oxidoreductase activity, acting on paired donors, with incorporation or reduction of molecular oxygen, reduced flavin or flavoprotein as one donor, and incorporation of one atom of oxygen; iron ion binding; heme binding.
AUGCUCAGCCCAGCCGUCGCCUGGAUUGGCGCAAUCUACGCAGGCUUCGUGAUCCUGCGUUUCCUCGCACAGCUCCACCACGACUAUAAACAAUCCAAGGCCCUAAACUGCGAACCUCCCCCAAAUGGACACUCUGCCUUUUUCGGGAUUCCAGCCUUCCUGCGACUCAGCAAGGCUGUGCGCGAAAAGCGCUGGAUCGACUAUCUCACCGACCAGUUCGCAGUGCAUGGCGCCUACACUUUCCGUCAGCAAUUUCUAACGCGCACACUGACGACGACUAUCGAGCCCGAGAACAUCAAAGCCGUGCUAGCAACUCAAUUUAAAGAUUUCUGUCUCGGCACUCGACACCAGCAAUUCGAUCCCCUGUUGGGAGAUGGGAUCUUUACGCUUGAUGGCGCGGGGUGGUCGCAUGCGCGGGGACUAUUGCGUCCACAGUUUACCAGGGAUCAAGUCGCCGAUCUGUCCAUGCUGGACGAUCAUAUCUCGCAUUUAAUCGAUUUAAUUCCGAAAGACAGGAGCAGCUUUGAUAUUCAGCGCUUGUUCUUCCUAUUGACCCUAGAUUCUGCGACGCAUUUCCUUUUCGGUGAAUCGGUGGGAUGCAUGCUUCCGCCCUCUGAGGCAUCAGGCGUUCUAGAAAAGUCCGCGGUAGGGAGCGCACAGGGAUUCGCUGAGGCUUUCGGAACUGCACAGGAUUAUCUUGCCUCCCGAUCGCGAGCGCAGGGCUUAUACUGGCUUAUCAAUCCGAAGGAGUUCCGCGAGGCGAACCGGAAGGUUCAUGAGGUCGUCGAUCAUUAUGUCAAUGUUGCACUAGAGUCGAAGCGCAAUCCCGACAAAAAGAAUGUCGACGGUCGGUAUAUCUUCCUGGAGGCUUUGGCUGCGGAGACCGAUGAUCCGAAGAUGUUGCGUGAUAAUAUGUUGAAUAUUCUUCUUGCUGGUCGGGACACGACUGCUUCUUUGUUGAGCUCUACUUUCUUUUACCUUGCGCGUCAUCCUAAUGUUUGGAACCGGUUGCGUCGGGAGAUAAUUGAGAACUUUGGUGAUGGGAAGAGUUCCAAGGUUGAGAUGACUCAGACCAAGCUGAAGGACAUCCCUUAUUUGCGAUAUGUCCUCAAUGAAGUUCUUCGUCUUCAACCGCCCGUCCCGGUGAACUUUCGUGUUGCGACAAAGGAUACCUCAAUCCCAGUUGGUGGCGGGCCAGACCGUCGAUCCCCUGUGUUUAUCAAAAAGGGUGGAAUGGUCGCCUACAAUGUCUUUGCCAUGCACCGCCGGACCGAUCUGUGGGGCAAAGAUGCCACAUCAUUCCGACCAGAGCGCUGGGAGGAGAAUGCUAAGCAUGGCUGGGAGUAUCUUCCAUUCAAUGGUGGACCACGAAUUUGUCUGGGUCAACAAUAUGCUCUUACGGAGGCAAGCUAUACAGUUGUACGUCUGAUGCAGCACUUUGAUACACUUGAAAAUGCGGAUCCCCAUCCUCGGACAGAACCUAUCAAGUUGUCAAAUCUUACUAUGAUGCACGAUUUAGGCGUGCCUAUUCGGUUGUAUUCUUCGGAGCGAAUUUGA